Molecule: messenger RNA, 1846 nt
Organism: Paramuricea clavata
Lineage: Eukaryota; Metazoa; Cnidaria; Anthozoa; Malacalcyonacea; Plexauridae
Source: the annotation of a GenBank genome assembly
AUGUUAAAUUCUGGGUCUGAGGUCAGUUGCCUCCAUCGAUCAACAAAAUGUUUUAAACGUCCAGCAAUUAUUGACGUGUCAGGCGAAUCAACAGUAUGCAAUGAAUAUGAACUGACAGUUUCUCUUACCUUACUAUGUACAGGUUGUGUUAUGUACAGGGCCAGGACUAGAGCUGGCUUCUCUUUGUCUUCUCUCAACCGGUGCAUUGCCAUCGGCCAUUUUAUAUGCACACUAUGAACACAACUACGUUGGUUUCUGGUUGAGUAAUCUUGGGUUAAAACAAGGUUUGGCCGUUAUCACAGCGAUACCAACUACGUUGGACGCUUUUGAUUAAGUAUCUGCCACGUAGACACAAGGAAAGUAGCUUAAUCUUCUUGAAUUAACUUGAAAUAUUUUUCUCUAAAUUUUUCUUCGUCCGCAGAGCCGGGCCUGAUUUCCCCAAAGAAAGGAAAACAAGGCUCUGCUGUUUUUGCAUUUCUGUUUGUCCAAAAUGCGAACAAGUAAUUGUAUAGUUUUGAAUGUAAUAAACGAUAUGACUGUUAAAUACUAUUCAAUCUAAUAAAUUUAAAAUACAAAAGUUUAUAAAUAUAGAGUAAUAAUAUAAAUGUAAAAUGUACGUACCAAAGUUCAUACAAUAUUUAAAGUUCUAUAAACGUUACUUAUACAGCAUUCAUGCCUGGAAUAGUCAUAAUCAUCAAUAAUUAACCAAUCAAACUUUAGUAAUAUGAAUCAUUGUGUAACAGGGGUUCAGCCCAUUAUAACUUGAGAGAGGGGGUUCAGCCUCUCUUUUACACCACUGCUAAUUACCAUAAACUGCAUUCCACUACCUAUUAAUAUGCAGUUUUUUGAAUUACUUUAUUGUCUUGUAAUUUAUUAUUUUCCUCCAGAUCCUUGGGUUCAAAAGUGUAACAAUUUUCAUGUCAACAUGCAAGUAGACACAAUCCUCUCUUCAUCUCAAAAAGGUUUGUGCAGGAAAAAUAUAUAUGACUUGGCUGUGUGUCAUUCAAGCAGUGCUGUAAAAGUUAUGUAGUUAUUUUUGGAACUAGUUGUAAUACUUGCAGUUGCAUGCUCAAAAAAGGAAGUAUGUCACUGGUAAAUGUUAGACAGAAAAAUCAUAACUAUGUACUUGUUACUGUUACAAAGUUACUGCAUGAUUUUUGUAAUAGUUUUAAAACAAGUUACUUUCAAUAUUUUGUAACCUGUUUAAAGUUACAUCUGCAUGUUUUAAUAAUUACGUGAACUUACUGAGAAGAACAGGAUAACCCAACUGCAUGCCAGCAAAUAGGCAGGAGUUGUUGUACAGACCACAUUACGGCAGGAAGCAUAAUGAAAGUAUAUACUAUAUUUUAACAUGAAAGUGUACAUAAAAAAGUAAGUAUUACAGUUGGGCAGAAAAGUAAGGUUAUCGUUCCAUUUUAAGCAAAAUGUAACUACUGUACUGAAAGUAGUUACAGUUGCAGUUACCUCUUCAAAACAUAAAUAUGCCCCUGUAUCUUUCUCUAAGAAGAAAACAUGUAAUCACAAUGAUGUAUCAUUGCAGUCAAGGGAUGUAUUAUGGAUGCAUUAUGUUUGUAUUGGUUUGACUACAGCAGUAUAGGGAUAUAGAUUGUUCACUUUCAAUUCUCAAAUAUUUGUUUAACAGUGCACAUGCUAUAGCAGGCAGGACUGAUUCAAUAAAGACUAGCAUAAAAACCUAUUCAACAUGAAUCUAAAUUUAAUGAAUCCUAUAAAUUUUGUUCCUAUAGAGGCUCAUCAGCUGAGAUUAGACAAACUCCGGCAGGAACUGGAUUACAUAAAGACUGAUGCUUGGAAAUAUAAACCCAUCGAAGAACUGAUUGGUUUCUAG